Cajanus cajan (pigeon pea) is the source of this 917-nucleotide messenger RNA. RefSeq lists its product as uncharacterized. Lineage: Eukaryota; Viridiplantae; Streptophyta; Magnoliopsida; Fabales; Fabaceae. The record is from RefSeq and is a predicted model, not a curated record. Gene Ontology annotation, biological process: cellular response to heat.
GCACUAGAAGCAAUUCAAUACCAACACCAAGAGCCAAAUACACAUCGAACGCAAAAGCCAAAGAGAAACAAAUUAAGGUUAAAAUGGGUUCAAGGAUACAAUCAUCAUCUGAUCGUGUCUAUGAAGACUUUGAACCAUUUUAUGAAUGGGAUAGAGAUCAAAGGCUUGUCAAUGUUUUGCUACCAGGUUUUAGAAGGGAUCAAAUGAAGGUUCAAGUGACCUCAAAGUCUACCCUAAGGCUAAUGGGUGAACGAUUGAUAACUGAGAACAGAUGGCGUCGUUUUAACUUAGAAUUGCCCAUUCUUUCUGAUUAUGACACCGACAACGUGACUGCCAAGUUUGAGGGUGCCAAGCUAUCAAUCAAAUUUGGCAAACUGAGUCAGCCCCGGGAAACGCCACAAAAGGUUGAGCAGAAAAAGGGUACCCAAGAAGAUGGCCCAAAAGAAAAGACCAAUGGUGAACUAUCUGACCCAAAACAAGAGCAAGGCAAAACUGAAACAACAGAUAGCAAAGACAACGUGCCUCAGGAAGCCAAGACUAAUGGCUCAAGCGAGACAAAAGAAGCAGAAACAUCUAAAGCUCCUAAAAAUAGGCUUGUUUCGAGAACCAAAACUAGGCUAGUAGAUUUUACCCACAGUUUUGGGCCUAAUCAGGUUGGUAAUCAAGAUUCGAAUGUAGGGAAGAACAAGUGGAAGAAGUUGGCGAAAUCGGUGAUGCUGGUCUUAUUGGUUGUGGCCCUUGUGGGAUAUGUUGGCCUUUAUGCAAGAAAUGCAUUCACAUCAUCCUCUGAACCUGAAGAACCAUAUUUCCUAGAGCUGUGAUUUUCUUCCUGGGGUACUAGUACACGUAAAGAGAACACUGUUAAUUUGCGUGUAAAUGCAUAAUUUCAAUAAAAGAAUAAAGUCAAAGUUUAAUAC